AUGCUGAACGGCGCGCGGCACGUCGUCGUGCUCCUGUGUGGGCUCGUCGCCCUCACCUCCGCCUCCUUGUUCUUCUCCUCGUCGUCUUCGAAAACGAAAGAGGCUCCAACGGCCAAGAACGACGACCAAUGGUCGCACUACCACAACCAGGAGCAGCUCGAACAGCUCCUCCUCGACAUCAACGCCAAGUGUCCUGAUGUGAGUUUAGGUCUUUUUCUUCAUUUCGCAUAGAUUUCGCCGAUCUUUCGGGUCAUCUCUCUUGAAUUAUUUCGUUAGGAGGUGAUUCCGAAACUUUUAAGAUCGGUUAAAAGUCGUUUCCUUUUUUUUACUGGCUUUUUUAAUUGCCCAGAAGUUCCAGCUUUUUCCAUUCAUUUCUACUAAUACUUCAAAUUAAACUUUUCAAAGGAAUUUGGAAAGUUAUUGAAUUAAGGUAUGUAAAAGAUCUUUUUGAGAUACUCCUUAUAACAUUUUGUUGAAAAAGCUCUUUUCGAGUAAGCGACAAGCAGAAGAUUUUUUUUGAAAAAAAUGAAUUUAAAAAAGUUUUAGGAAAAAGAGUCAAAAACAGGUGAAAAAAGUUAGCGACGUAAACUUUCUAAAGUUUUACGCGUCAUUUUUUUCGAAGAAAAAACGUUUUGGCAAAGAAAAACAUCAACUUCUUUGGUUAUUCCCGAUAUCCAAACCUUUUAUCUCUUUUUCCUUGCAAAUUUAGCAACCAAAACCGUCCUGAAAGGCUCAAGAGUCUCUUGAAAACGACCAAAAUUCUCGUUUUUUUUUGCUUCAGAAUCUCAAUUUCCCGCCCACACGUCGCUCAAUUGCUUGCCUUCUCGACUAAAUCUUAUUCAUUCAUACGUCUACCGUAUCCCACACAUUAUCCCAUCUGUUUCUCACGAAACCUUUUUUGAUGUUUUCUGAAAUUGAUAUGGUAGUUUCUUUGUGCCGCUUUUGUAGUUUGAAAGGGAUUUGUACAUAGAUUCACGUUUUUUGAAUUAAACUGAAAACGUUUUUUUACUCGAAAUAUAAAGAAUUGAGAAAAAAACAAACAGAAAAAAAUCUCAAUCUUGUUUCCAAUCAAUUGUGUAGUAUUUCAAAGGUAUUUUUUCUUCCAAUUCGUUUCAAUUUUUCUUUCUGAAUUUUCGAACCCUGCCAUUUUUCAACGCCUUUUGCCAUAUUCGCAAUGCUAUCCGUCAUUUAUCUUUUUGUUCAGGCCUUUAGUCGCUUGGGGGAAAAAAGCAAUUAAAAAUAGACGAUCAAAGAAACGCGAAUUUCUGAGUCUUGAGAUGAAAUUCAGGAAAAAAUAUCUUAGAAAAAUUGAAGAUUUAUAAUUCAGAGCAGAAGUUGUCCUUAUUACCCAUGCUCUUGGCGAGAUUCCUUUCUCGUAAUAAGGAAGUAAAUUUAUCCUUGUGUUGAAAUCCGGCUUGCGGGAUGGGGCCAGGCCUUCGAAUGGAAAAAAAGUUUCUAUCAAUAUUUUUUUCAUCGUCAAUAGAAAUUUCAAGGGGCCGAGCUUUUUUACUUGAGGCUUCACUGAGGCCGGGCCAAAUGGCCGUAUAGGUUGACGGGCUGGCCCUCGCAGAAGUCUGGUUUAAUUUUUUUUUUUUUUCAAAAACUCAGUCGAUAUUCUUGUAACGAUCAUGUGUAAAAAAGAAUUUUGCAGGUCUCGACAUUAUACAAAAUUGGAGAAUCGGUGGAAGGCCGUUCAUUGGUCGUCAUCCAGUUCUCGACGACCCCCGGCGAACAUGUCGCUUGUGGGUUUUCGAUCGUUUUGUUAUGAUGAGAGAAAAAAAGCCGCGUAGAUAAGAUGUUGCCCUGAUAAUUUUCAAGUUUUAAUUGAUUCAAAACAGUCUUUAGAAAAAGUUUAGGGGAAGUUAUAUCUUCAAGAAAAUUCUUACGAAUAAUAGUGUGAAUUUCACUCGUUUUUUCCGCUAGUCAUAGCUGUUUUCGCCUUCUUUUGUUGUAAUAUGAAUGACUAACGAAUCAUGGACUCAUUUUGUAUAUGGCCUAGACAAGGAGGAAGUGAAGUUACUUCCUUAUUAAGUCUAGACUUUUGAAGAAGUUUCUUUUGAUUUCGAUCUCGAAGCGCAGCAAUUAAUGGUGCUGGAAGCAUAUUUUUUUUCUUUUAUUCGUAAUUAAAACUGAGAAAAAUUUGAGUUCUGAUUUUCAACAGAGUUUCUUUCAUAAAUGUUUUUUGAAAAAUAAAAAAAUAUUUUCUAAGACAUGUUAAAGGUGCAUGAGAAAGCCUACCAUCAAACAUCACGACAAACGGUUCUUCGCUUCGAUGAAUCUCUACGAAUUUUUUUUGCUAUACGCCAAAAAGUAUUAAAAGUAUACUUUCUUGACUUUUUAUUCAAUCAGGAGAAGUUCUGUAAAAAAUUGAGUUUUGUCAGCAUUUUCCAGACCCCGUUUCGUAAUGAAAUUUGCUGAAGGGGGUUCUUUGAGGUUUUCGCCAUUGAAACCCAGCUGAAUAGGUCGAAAGGGCUAUAAAUAGGAACAGUAAAGCUUUCUAGGUGUUUAUAUCGUAGUGACACAGGAGAACGGAUGUUUUCUCAGUAGUGUUUCUAUUGAAAAAAAAAUCGAAUGACGGAAAGCCUUAUCAGUGAAAAGAAUCAGUAUCUGAGAAUCCAACUCAGACUUUUUUUUUGAAUCAAUGACUGUUUUGUUCGUACCUUGAUCAACAUGAAGAACUGGAAAAAUUUUCAUUUAAGAGUUCUGUUUCAGAAUCUUUGUUAUGAGCAUAAGAGUUCAUAAAUCACUCUUUUCGAAGAGUCUUUUCUGUAUAUUUGAGGUCAUUCAAGACUUCUGCCCUUUAGACACCUUAAAGAAGAUUUCUGAAAUUGAAAAUAGGAUCAAGAUCAGUUGGCUAAAGAAAAUGUCACAGAUUUCCGUAGCUUUUCAAAUGUCAUGAAAAGCGUAUCAAAUUUUGUUUUGCUCCAUGCAAAAGCUGAAAAGUACAGUAGUCUCUUAAUUCAAAUUCAAGUCUAAAAAAGAUAUAUUUUCUGUUGAAAGAUUUUUUACUCCCAAAAAAGUUUGAGAAAUCAGUAAUUUAGAUAAGUUUCUCUCAAUUUGAAUGAAAAAAGCUGUGAUAGUUUCUUAAGUGAUUCUUUUUUUUCUGAUAAAAACUUCUUCAGCAAAGCCAGAAGUGAAACUGGUGGGCAACAUGCACGGAAACGAGCCGGUCGGCCGCGAACUUUUGCUCCGACUCGCCAGUCAACUCUGCGACGGCGUCAAGGACAACAAUAAGGUUCGGGAAUUUCGACUUUUUCAGUGCCUUAUUUGAUUCCAUUACAACUCUUCCUUUAAAAACUUUUUUGACCGAAAAUCACAACAACUUUUUUCGACCAAAACUUGCCAAAGAACGUCUGGAGAUCAAAGCUUUUAGUCCAUUUUCCCACCAAUUAGUCAUUCAAUUUUUUCACGAUUUUUCCAUAAUUCCCUUUAACGACUGAGCAAAUUUGCAGGGAAUGAAGCUUUGCAAAAAAUUGAGAAUACUUUUUUACAGGAAAUCAUGCAAUUGCUCAACUCCACGUCAAUCCACAUCCUUCCUACAAUGAACCCUGACGGAUUCGAGCAGGCUCUUGCCACGGUCAGUGCAGUGGCUAAAAACUUUUAUUUCCAUGGAAAGGAUUGAUAGUUCAACACCUCUAUGCGUUUUUGCCGUUUCAAUAGUUUCUUUCAGGAAGAAACGAGCCGCCAAUGGCUGACUGGCCGCUCCAAUGCCAAUGGCGUCGACUUGAACAGGUUUAUAAGAGAUGAAAAAGUUGAGAUUAGAGAAAUUUUCAGAGAUUUCCCUGACCUCGACGGCGUUUUCUACGAGCUGGAGCAACUCCAGGUUCCCAAGUACGACCACCUGCUCUCGUUGUUCGACGACAACCAAGAUGUAAGUGAAUGUGGAAAGCUAUUAAAAUACUUGCAUUUCCAGAGUUCAACUUCGAGUGUAGUUUUAAAUUUUGAAAGAGAUAUUCAUAGUUCAAAUAAUAGGUCAUUAAUUUUUGCUUACCAAGCUUCUGAAGUUUCCCCCUGGUAGAAAGACCUGUGAUCGCUUUGCUUCGUUUUUACCAAGGAAUAUAUUGAUUAGACAAUCAUCAAAUCUUUCAAACUUGGCUAAACUUUCAAAUUUGACAAGCUGGAAAGAAACUCCUUCAUUUUCCAGCGCCAACCGGAGACGAUGGCCGUCGGCCAAUGGAUCUUGUCGCUUCCAUUCGUCCUUUCGGCCAACUUCCACGAAGGAGACCUCGUCGCCAACUAUCCCUUCGACUCCAACACGGUCGGCGACGAUACCCUCCAGCAGUACUCCGCCUCGCCCGAUGAUGGCACCUUCAAGUAGCUCCUCUCCCCGGGAUUCCCUUCAAAAAACCUUCUCAGAUGGCUCGCCCAGACCUACGCCAACAACCACGCGCACAUGGCCAAGAACGACCAUCCGCCCUGUGACGGAACCAGUCAGAACGCCUUCUCCCGUCAAGGUUUCCAUUUUCAAAGACGUAGAUCUCAUGAGGGAACUUUUUUGAACUUUUGAUGUUUUAUGAUCUUCUCAACGAGAAAAAAACCUCACUACUCUCAAAAAUACCUCAAAAAAAUUUUUCAAGCUUAGUUCAACCAAAAAAAAAGACUUCUAGUAAAAUACGACGUCUUCAGGCGGAAUCACCAACGGCGCCAAGUGGUACUCGGUCUCCGGAGGCAUGCAGGACUUCAAUUACCUGGCCACCAACGCCAUGGAGAUCACCCUUGAACUGAGCUGCGAGAAGGUUUUCAUUGGCCUCAUUCUUCAUUCCCAAUGACGUCACUUCAGAUGCCGGCUGGCUCCGCCCUUCCACAGUACUGGAAGGACAACGAGAAGGCCAUCUUCGAGUACAUCUGGAAGGUUGAGAAUCUCUUUGUUGCUCAUUUCAGCUGAUGAUUGCUUCAGACGCACAGCGGUGUCAAGGGAACGAUCGUCGACGCGACUGAUGGAGAGCCAAUCACUGGCGCCGUCGUCUGGGUCCGAAACGCCACCGAGGAAACUCCGAUCAAGCACCCGGUGACGUCAUGUGAGUUUUGUUUGUUGCUCAUGUUAGAGAAAGGUUUUUCCAUCGACUACUAGAAAGUUUGUUUGAUAACAUGAGGAAUAACUUGCAAUCGUUUAGGGGUGAUGGGCGACUACUACCGCGUCCUGCCCAAAGGCCAGUACCAGCUCUUCGUCGCCGCUCCUGGCUACGAACCUCAAACUCGCAAUGUAUCUAUUUUCCUUUCUUCAUUUUAAAUGUUCGCAUUUUAAAGGUGACCGUCGAGAACAAAGUCCGCGACUCGGCCCUCACUAUGGACUUUGCUCUCCGUCCGCUGCAGGCCGUCGCUGAGGUAUGCUUUGGCUCAAUCGGUUAAGGUUUUGAUUAGAGUGUGGGAGCUUCUUGGUUCGGAUUCUUCAUGAGUUUUGCUGAUUUCUUCUUUCAUUUAAUGAAAAUAAAUGUGUGAUGUAGCGCAGUCGGGAAAAAAAUAAUCUCAAAAAAUGUUUUUUUUCAUAUGAUUUUCCUACUUUGAAAUCCAACCGUAUGUCAUUUGAUUUUUUAGCGUACACAGUUUUCAGAGCUUCUUUCGUUUAUCCAAAACACCAUUGGUUUGAUUCUCGUUAUUUCAUUUUUUUGUGGUUUUGUCGUGAUUUCUAUUUAAAGGAGUUUAAAUGUAUUAAAAAAACAAACGAUUAUUUGCUGAUUGAAAUUUUUUUAACGCCGUAGCUCGGGUCAGUCGAUUAUAAGCUUUCCGAGCAAUACAUCUAAAUUUUUCCGUUUCUAUAAAUUACUGAAAGCUUGCUAAGUAACUUUUUGAAUAAUUAGAGGGAGCUCUCAUUCCUUCGGCAUUUGGUAUUUUUCAUUGAGAAUUUUCUGAAAGUUCAAUAGCUCUGAAUAAAAUCACCUCAGUUUGUUCAUUCCUUUUAAAAGGUCUUGUAAAAAAAAAGUUCAAGUAGGUAUACAUUCCUUGGCGCGAUCAAUACCCCCUUAGUCUUAUAUUCAAACACUACUUUCUUCACUAACUUUCCGGAAACUUACAUUUUUUUUCAGGAAGAGCAACUGGCUGAAAUGAUUGAGGAACUCGGCGAGCAGCAGCCGCAAGAACCAGCCGCUCCUCAGGCCCAGAAGGAAUAG
Caenorhabditis auriculariae is the source of this 6107-nucleotide messenger RNA. Lineage: Eukaryota; Metazoa; Nematoda; Chromadorea; Rhabditida; Rhabditidae. The record is from the annotation of a GenBank genome assembly.